Molecule: messenger RNA, 2907 nt
Organism: Gigantopelta aegis
Lineage: Eukaryota; Metazoa; Mollusca; Gastropoda; Neomphalida; Peltospiridae
Product: solute carrier family 23 member 1-like
Exons: 12
Coding region: 315-2180 (621 amino acids)
Biological process (GO): transmembrane transport
Cellular component (GO): membrane
Molecular function (GO): transmembrane transporter activity
Source: RefSeq, a predicted model, not a curated record
CAGCGCCAAAAUGGCUAGAAGAGAGAAAUAUAUGAAUAUGCAAGACAACGAGAAGUGGGAAUUUUAAUCACCCAAAUGUGAAGGAAUAGGCCUGAUCACAGAAUCAUCCACAGUGGAAGACGUGACGACGAUAUGGAAGCUCAUACCCGCACGAACAGAGGGAUUGUGACUUCAUACUUUCUAUUCUGUACCUGAAACCUUGUAUUCUGAUACUGGGACUCAAGAUCUUGCAUCUUAAUAUUAGGACUCACUGAUGGUAGACCUCAUUUGACACGCGUGUGGUAGAGCUCACAGAUUCCCAAACACGAGCUAAAAUGUUUUCUAAAAGACAAGGCUCGAACCAGGAGCUAGACACAAAGUCUACCCUGCUGGAGAAACCCGAGGUAGACGAACAGGUCAAAGUGGACAUUGUUGGCGAGGAGAUAGAUCCCAGCAAACUUUACUACACCCUCACGGAAAACCCGCCUGUACCAUUAACUGUCGCAGUCGCUUUUCAGCACAUACUGAUGAGUUUGGCUUCAUGUCUCGCCACGGCUUUCAUAAUCUCCGACGUGAUAUGUGCCGAGCUAGACAGUCCAAUUCGCAAUCGUCUUUUCUCUACAACUCUGUUCAUGGCAGGAAUCUCCACCAUACUGCAAACGUAUCUGGGCGUCAGAUUACCGGUGUUUCAAGGCCCCUCGUCAUCUUUUAUUGUCCCUCUUCUGGCUCUACGGGCAGACAAGGCUUGGGCUUGUGAUCGAGUCACAGCCGACAACACAACAUACAGCCUAAUGGCGGAAGACAACUCCACUAUGGCGAUAACAAAGUUUUCACAGUCAGAAAAACUUCAAAUGCUGUCAGGAAGUCUAAUGGUGGCUUCACUUGCGGAAGUAAUCGUCGGCUGCACAGGAAUGGUUGGACCCUUACUUCGCUUAAUUGGCCCCAUGACUGUGGCCCCUACAAUCUCUUUGAUAGGGAUCUCUCUCUAUAAAGUGACCAUCAUCUAUGCCCGAUCUCAGUGGGCCAUAGCUUUAGCUGGCACGAUCCUCGUUCUUGUGUUUGCUUUGUACCUGCCUCACAUCACCGUCCCAAUUCCAACUCGGAGCCGUGGAAAAAGGGGUGUACUUCGACUUCCACUUUUUCAGCUACUUCCGAUUCUGCUGAGUAUUUUGAUCAUGUGGGCAGUGUGCGGGAUCCUCACUGUAACCGGAGUUCUCACAAACGACAGCGACGACAUCGAGUUCCUCGCCAGGACAGACGCCAAGAGCAACAUCUUCGACAUGACGCCAUGGUUCCUGGCCCCAUAUCCUGGUCAGUUUGGAAUACCAAAAUUCCACACAGCUGUCUUCAUUGGGUUUCUUGCCGCCAUCACAGCGUCCAUGGUCGAGUCGGUGGGCGACUACUUCGCCUGCUCCAAGUCCGCCGAUGUCCCGCCGCCGCCCAAUCACGCCGUGACACGGGGCAUAUUUAUGGAGGGAAUAUGCAGCGUCCUAUCCGGCGCCCUUGGCGCUGGCCAUGCUACGACGUCGUACAGUGGAAAUGUGGCUGCUAUAAAUCUGACUAAAACAGCCAGCAGGAUUGUGAUGCUUUUUGCUGGAAUCAUCCUGGUCAUCAUUUCAGUGGUUGGGAAGUUCGCCGCCGUGUUCGCCAUGAUCCCGAACCCGGCGCUGGCCGGCUCGCUGGUGGUCGGUUUUGGAAUGCUCAUCUCGCUGGGCAUCUCCGCCCUCAAGUACGUCGAUCUGUCGUCCUCCAGGAAUCUGCUCAUCCUCGGAGUGUCCAUGAUGGUCGGGAUCAUGAUGUCAGAGUGGGUGGGAAAAUACCCAGACUUUGUCACCUCGGGCAAUAUUGAACUGGACUCGACUAUUAAAGUUAUUUUCGGAACACCAAUGUUCCUGGGAGGCAUCACGGCUUGUCUGCUUGACAAUACAGUUCGAGGAACUGAAGAAGAAAGAGGACUGGUAGCAUGGCGGCAAAGUCACAUGUCAUCAAAAAGUAAUGCUCAAACAAGUAACAAAUCUGAGAAGAUAAAAGCAAAGGACUCGAACGAUUUAACGGAAGCAGACGUGUACGAGUGGAACUGCAUACCAGCUUUAUAUUCGUGCAUGCCCUGUUUGAGUAAACUGCCAUUUAUGCCCCCACUUCGCGCAAAAGAAACAAUUUUCAAAGAAGAAGCAUCCGGUGAAAAAUCCUCAUCUGUGUGAUACAGGAAUGUUUUGGGUUAAAUAAAACAGUUUGUAAACUGAUAUAUCAGCAGGUAUUAGCCUGUUCAGCGACAUUGUAGUAGUAAAAGAAGCUGAAUAUGUUUGAAAAAAUUGAAAUAACCACACAUGGGAACAGUAAUUUCUUUAAUAAGACCAAGAGAAGCUUGGUGUACUCGGACUGUGAUGUGAAAUUUUUUUGAAGGGACUGAUUAAUUGUUUCCCUAACUUACGUUUUGGGAAGCCAUUUAAUGUAUGAUCAUACUGUGCAGAUAUUUAUUCCUGUGCUAUAUACUAUACUAUACUAUACAAUACAAUACAAUACAAUACAAUACAAUACAAUACAAUAUAAUAUAUUCACAUAAGGGGAGCUAAACAUUACUCUUCUUGAUUAAUCUUACGGGUGUGAUGGAGAAUCAGAAUAAAAACUCACCUUAUAUGGCAAGGUCUGUGUCCUUGACUUUUAUUUACAACCAAUCAGACGAUUAAUUUGCUGACCUUCACCUUUUACGUGUAUUUUCAAGUUUUGAAGUCAUUAUAAUUAAAACAAUGAAUUCUCAUUUACCAUUAUAUUUCUAAAACACAUGUAUAAUUAUUUAUACGGUACCAAGGGUCUAUCUCUGUUUAAGAAGUGACCUGGUGAUCAUUAUGUACUUACAAUUUACUGUAGGUUAAGUUUUUAUACAUACAUGUAAAGUGUUUCUUUGCUUUUUUAAAUAAAAUGUCUUGA